This is a messenger RNA of Ornithorhynchus anatinus (platypus), 892 nucleotides long. RefSeq names its product chromosome 5 C1orf158 homolog (gene CFAP107). The transcript has 4 exons. Bases 182 to 613 code for a protein of 143 amino acids. The record is from RefSeq and is a predicted model, not a curated record. NCBI's taxonomy places the organism in Eukaryota, Metazoa, Chordata, Mammalia, Monotremata, Ornithorhynchidae.
AUGAUCCCUUUCAGCCCUUGCUCAGUCUAUAAAGGGAGAGAAUUCUAGGGAACAUUUUUAAUCCGAGGUUGGGCACAGAGGGUGAGCCUCCUGCCAGAGGGAAGUGGGGAAAAAGACAACCUUAGGGGAAUACUCAAUUUGGUAAAGCUGGGGAGCAUCAGUUUUGUUGGGAAACGUGACUAUGACUGAGAGACAGUUACAAGCAUGGUCUACCCCCAGCUGGCGGAUUGAGCCCAAAUAUUCCUCCAAUGUACUCAUUGGAAACUGGCUGGAAGAAAGAAAAAAGUUCAUCAGAUAUUCUGGGCCAGUCCCCAUUAGUACCUAUACGAGAGACUAUGUCCACUUCCCAGACCACAAGCCGGAUCAGCUCUCCAGGAAGCACGCACUGAGGAAAACCGAGGGCCUGCCAUACAAGCACCUGAUUGUUCACAAGGAGGAGCCAAAGCACCGGAAUUUCGUCAGUGCCUACGAUGACCAUUUCAACCAUCAUGGCCACAAUCCCAAUCUACCGCUGCUUCGUCAAUGGAAUGUACAAAAGAUGGCAUGGCUGCCGGAAAAAUCAGACUUCCCUAUUAACCUCCCAACAAUUAUGGCCUAUUUGAGAAACAGCUGAAAAGAUGGAGUUCUUCAGCGCUUGACCCAAUGAAAAGCAUUUACACGGUGUCGUAUGUCAGGCCCACAUACUCCACUCCUUCCCUCUGGAACCUCAUGGCUUCCAGUCACUCCUCUCUGUAAGGGCAGAGCAUCCUGUGACCCUCUGGUUCCCCGAUCUGCUUCCGUGGGGGAGGCGGGAGGUGGGAGGAUACCGUAACCAUGGCAAUCUUGUCUCUCCUGUCUCCCUGUGAAGCCUUUGGUCAUGAUCGAGAAUAGAACAAUCCCUGCCUCAGCCGAA